Molecule: messenger RNA, 606 nt
Organism: Dissoconium aciculare CBS 342.82
Lineage: Eukaryota; Fungi; Ascomycota; Dothideomycetes; Mycosphaerellales; Dissoconiaceae
Exons: 2
Coding region: 1-606 (201 amino acids)
Source: RefSeq, a predicted model, not a curated record
AUGAAGAAUAUAUAUUCCUCGCUCGCGCUUUUCCUGGCCAUUUCCGGCGCCACGGCGUCCACAUGCGACCGCUCCGUCGCCAGAACAUGGCCUUCGGCAGGAGCCUGCGCAGGAAAUCCCGCCUGUAACGACCUCAGUUUGAUCGGUCAAUGCAACGCCCAGACAUACAUCGACGGCGGAAAGUGUGUGAAGAAGCGGGCGACAUCGCUACAAUGUACCACCAGCGAGAUCUGCUAUCUUUACACAGACGGUGACUUGUUGUGCAUCGACUGGACGACUGGAAAUUACCACGACCAAAAUGGCGGCACAGGCAAUAGCAACUCCGGUGUAUACACCUACGCGAACGGCGCCGUGACCACCAAUCUCGGCGGCACCGCCACAACCCGUCGCGCGACGGCGACUGCGGUCGGCGCAGGCGGAUUGACGCAGCCUGCGACCACGACGGCGGCAAAUGCAGCAGCAGUCGCAACGGGAACGGGAACAAACUCCGCUCAACAGGCAGCUGCGACGACGACCCGUCCCAAUGCCGCAAACGAUCUCCACAGCGGAGUUGCGAAUGCUGCUUGGGCUGUUGCCGCACCAGUCCUCUUGGCCCUUGCGGUAUAG